This is a messenger RNA of Benincasa hispida (wax gourd), 1249 nucleotides long. Its product is annotated as F-box protein At5g67140-like. Lineage: Eukaryota; Viridiplantae; Streptophyta; Magnoliopsida; Cucurbitales; Cucurbitaceae. Gene Ontology annotation, cellular component: SCF ubiquitin ligase complex. The record is from RefSeq and is a predicted model, not a curated record. Gene Ontology annotation, molecular function: protein binding. Gene Ontology annotation, biological process: SCF-dependent proteasomal ubiquitin-dependent protein catabolic process.
UUCAUGGGAUGCGAGCUCCUAGAUUCAUGAAAAACUCAAACAAAAUUUCGCUCAUAAUCUCUCAUAUAAUUGGGAUAUUUUUGAAGCUCAGAAUCUUCUUCAAAUGGUGGCGAUAUCAUGUCAACAUCCUCUCUUUCUCUCUCUUCUUUGAAUCUUCCCUUUGCUUUUUUAUGCUUCUCUUCUCCCAAAAGUAACGAAUUCCACUCGUGAAUUUCAUUUCAUCCUCCCGUGCUCGUUUUUCAACGCCACAAACUUCUUCUUCUUUCGAAUUGAUAUACCGGAAUGGAUUUGGCUGCUGUGUGGCCGGUAGCGAUGGAGUCGGAGUCGGAGCCGGAGCCGGAGAUUGAUCGCCUGCCAAUUGACCUACUGGCUCAUAUUUUUGCGAUGAUCACCUCCUUCACCGAUUUGGCUCAGGCGUGCGGCGUAAGUAGGAAAUGGAAGGAAGGAGUUAAACUGUCUCUUGGUAGGAGAAAGAGUUUGAGCUUUGCUGGUUGGAAGAUGGAUGAUAACUCCACUGCUCGCCUUAUUCGACAUGCCUACAGUCUUCGAGAGCUCGACAUCUCAAGAAGCCGUUGGGGUUGCCAAAUAACAGACCAUGGAUUGCAUGAAAUCUCUCUUGCAAAGUGCAUUCCAAACCUCAGGUCCAUUUCGCUUUGGGGUAUGGCAGGGAUCACUGACAAGGGUGUUGUGCAACUGAUUUCCAGAGCCAACUCCUUGCAAAACCUGAAUAUCGGCGGCACCUUUGUCACUGAUGUAUCUCUGUUUGCGAUCGCAGAUAACUGUCCAAAUUUGAAGACCAUUGUCCUUUGGAGUUGUCGACAUGUAACGGAGACUGGACUUCUUAUUCUUGUAAGUAAAUGCCGCAAACUCGAGUCGAUAAAUGUUUGGGGAAUGAGGGUUCCUGUAGACUGCUUCAUUGGUUUGGUCGCAAUAAGUCCAUCACUUCAAAUAAAAUCAAGAAGUAUGCUUAAUUCUAUGUGGCCUGUUGUGUGAAAUAUGCUCAAAUAUUCACAUCCUGUAAAGCUUCUAUUGUAUGUAUGUCUUCAUCUUUGUGUUUCCAUCAUUAAAGUCAAAUAUAGAUUGGUCAUAAUUUCCCCAAUAAGCUGAAUAUGUUACUCAGUUCAUUUAAAACUAAAUUAUACUCAAUGUAAAUAUAAGGGUAUGUAAAAACUAAGCUUGCUUAUUUAGGGGCUAAAUAUCCUUUUAUUUCUAUGGUCCCAUAAAUACAUCUCUGGGACCUAAAUGUCAA